CCCACUCUAAGCACCUGUGGCGCAGCUGGCUUGCUGAAUUGUUGAGUUUGAUUUUUAGGUUAGAAUAUUUAGUUUAAUAUUUAUGCUAUUUAUUUGAGAGUGUAGAGUGAAUUUAGAGGUAAUUGCGUGGUGGGUUGCCUUUUUGAAUGAAAAUGAAUGUCACGAUUCUUUAUGGAAGUGAAACCGGAACUGCUCAGGACACGGCAGAACAGAUUUGGAAAAGUGCGAAGAGGAACAAUUUGAAAUGUUCCGUCUCCUCAAUGGACGAAUACAACAUAACAAAUUUAUUAUUCGAAAAGCUCGUAAUUUUCGUCGUUUCGACAACUGGCCAAGGAGAGCCUCCAACAAACAUGAAACGAUUCUGGAAAUUUUUACUCCGUAAAAACCUUCCCACAAAUUCCCUAAUCCGCCUGAAAUAUGCCGUUCUCGGUCUCGGUGAUAGUUCUUAUCAAAAAUUCAAUUUUGCCGCGAAAAAACUGAACAAAAGACUCGCCCAACUCGGUGCUAUCGAAUUAAUUCCAAUAGGAUUAGCAGACGAUCAACAUGACCUUGGAAUCGAUGCAGUUGUCAACUCCUGGGUCCAGAAUUUGUGGACCCAAUUCUCGGAGACCUUCUCCAUUCCCAUAACGAGCAUUUUAAACUUUGAGAAUCCUGUCAUUCAAAGAUUUCAAAUAAACCUCCUGAUGAACCCAAAAAUAGAAAGAAAUAGUGAAAUCACCGAUAUUUAUGCCCGAGAAACUCUGAUCAACGAAUCCGUGAAAGUGGGAACAGUUCUCGAAAAUAGGAGAACAACUGCAGAUGAUCAUUUCCAGGACGUUCGUUUAAUCAAAUUAAAAACUCCGGGUGUUGAGUAUACCCCCGGAGAUGUUCUCUACAUAAGACCCAAGAAUUCGGAAGAACAGGUGCGAAAAUUUUUCAAAGUUUUGAAUGACAACGAUGUGAAUUUGGAUCCGGACGCGAUCAUCCGAGUUUCUGAAAAGGAGAUCAAAGUUCCCUCAGUUCUCCAGCAGGAUUUAAAACUCCACGAAAUCGUCGAACAAUACUGGGAUCUCAAUUUUAAACCCAGAAGGUCGACAAUUCAAACUCUGGCUUUUAUCAGUGACAAUGAAUUGGAGAAGGAGAAACUGAUUGAAUUUACGACAGCUGCUGGACAAGAAGAACUUUUUAGCUACGUGAAUCGACCCAGGCGGACUAUUGUCGAAGUUUUUGCCGAUUUUCCAAACACGACCAGGAAAUUGAGUUUGGAGGUUCUUUUCGAAAUUAUGUCACCGAUAAAAGCGAGGGCCUUCAGUAUAGCUUCGAGUUUGGAAGCAAAUAGAGAUGAGACGGAGAUUUUGGUGGCUGUUGUUAAAUACAAAACGAAGCUGGUGGAGCCGAGACUGGGCUUGUGUUCGAAUUGGCUGGCGCGACUGAAGGGGGGUGAUUCGGUCAUCUAUUGGAUUCAGAGAGGAACUUUUAAAUUCGAUUGGGUCAAGCCGAUGAUUCUGAUUGGACCCGGGACUGGUGUCGCGCCUUUCAGAUCGUUGAUGAUGGAGAAGGGGCGUGUGGACGGUCAUUUGAAGGAUUGUUUGCUCUUCUUUGGCUGCAGAAAUCGGGAGAAGGAUUAUCAUUGUCGAGAGGAUUUUGAGAAAUUGGCGAGGGAUUAUCAUUUGAGGAUUUUCUGCGCCUUUUCACGGGAUCAGGAAGAGAAAGUAUAUGUUCAACAUGUCAUUCGGCAACAAGGAAAACUAUGCUGGGAAUUUGUGAGCAACGGUGCCAAUAUUUACUUGGCGGGCAGUUCUAAAAAUAUGCCAAACAGCGUGCGAGAGGAAUUCGUUAGUUUGGCUAAGAAUUUCGGAAAGAUGAAUGAAGAAGAGGCUGAAAAGUUUAUCAACCUCUUGGAAAAGAACAAUCGGUAUCAGACCGAAACAUGGGAGUAAUGAUUCUGAAUUUAUAGUCAAGUUGACAAGUCUGUGAUACUUUAUUUUUAUUUGUAACCAUAGUAUUUUAAUAAUAACAAAUCUUAAUUAAUAAAGAAUAGGAAAU
Molecule: messenger RNA, 2025 nt
Organism: Belonocnema kinseyi
Lineage: Eukaryota; Metazoa; Arthropoda; Insecta; Hymenoptera; Cynipidae
Product: NADPH-dependent diflavin oxidoreductase 1
Exons: 3
Coding region: 147-1919 (590 amino acids)
Cellular component (GO): cytosol
Molecular function (GO): FMN binding; NADPH-hemoprotein reductase activity; flavin adenine dinucleotide binding
Source: RefSeq, a predicted model, not a curated record